GAGAAAAACCUUACGAGUGCUACAUCUGCCACGCCCGAUUCACCCAGAGUGGAACCAUGAAGAUGCACAUUCUGCAGAAACACACAGAGAACGUGGCCAAGUUCCACUGUCCACACUGCGACACUGUCAUCGCACGCAAGAGUGACUUAGGAGUCCAUCUGCGUAAGCAGCACUCUUUCAUCGAGACUGGGAAAAAGUGUCGCUACUGUGACGCCGUGUUCCACGAGCGCUACGCUCUGAUCCAGCAUCAGAAGUCCCACAAGAACGAGAAGAGGUUCAAAUGCGAGAUGUGCGACUACUGCUGCCGCCAGGUAUGUUUUCUCUUUUCUCUUUAGCC
Molecule: messenger RNA, 337 nt
Organism: Notothenia coriiceps (black rockcod)
Lineage: Eukaryota; Metazoa; Chordata; Actinopteri; Perciformes; Nototheniidae
Product: transcriptional repressor CTCF-like
Exons: 2
Coding region: 57-335 (92 amino acids)
Source: RefSeq, a predicted model, not a curated record